GUGGUGGGACGGCAAAUUGUUUUAUUUUUGCUUAUAUUGUACGAUGAUAAAAUGUUACGACGAAUCGGAUAAAUUGUCAAAGUCAAAAAGUGCUGCCGCGAUAAAGAAGAUACGAGUCACUCGGAUCAAUGAAAAUACAAGCGAAUGUCUUAUUGGUAAUAAAAGGUUUGAAAUAUAUUUUUAUGAUACUAAAGAUCCUACGUAUCGGAACUAUAAUGAUGAAACACCUGCCAUAAUAUCUUAUACAUGUAUAAACUGUGCAUUUGCUAUUUGGACUCUCGACGAGUUGUUCCGAUUCGUCAGUAAUUUCCCGUUAUUGUAUCAACCAGAGUUCGUAAACGUAGAAAACGAUCUGAUUGGAAAAAACUUUUCACUCUUCUUCGACAUCUUAACUCGCGUGAGAAAAGAAACGAACAGUUUUAUUAAUAUUUUAUUGAAUUUCGUUGAAUCCGAUUCGUCCGUUGACACGGACUUCUUAAAGACUUUAUUGAUAUUAAAUUUGAAAAUAAAUUACAUACACAUCAUGUACAACAAGAAAAAUUAUGACAUAGAUGGAAAUCCGUUAAACUCGCGUGUUAAUAUUGACGAACUUCAGACGGAUGCAUCAGACGAUUUCAUUGACGAAAAUUAUGAAGAAACCGACGAUCCGUUUGAGUUAUAUGGCGAUGAAUACUUAAAAUCAUUCGGAGGGAUUAUUGGAUCGGACGAUGCUGUAGUCCGUAUGAUUCUCGAGACGAUGAACUCAAUUCAACAUUUCAUUAUUAUAAAUUGCAAAUUUCCAUUUUCGUACUAUAGUAAUAAGCCGUUUUAUGGUUUUACCAUGACUCAAUUUGAUUCGGAAAAAUUUGAUAUAACACAAUUUCUCGAAGAUAUCAGACCAAUAAACUUAGAAACAUUAUAUGAAAGUGAUAUCGAGCAAAUUAUGUUAUCAUCAUUUUUCUCAUCGAGCAUCAAAGGUGCAGAAUGGGAUACGGGCGAUGGAAAAGUUUUAAUCGAAUACGUUUAUCAAGAAGUUGAAAAAUCAAUUGACCUUGAAAUAGUAUUCUGGUAUCAAGAAUUAAUUUUCAAAACCAUUAUGAAGUUGGUAUUUAGUAUAAUUAUGAGGCAUUUGAAAAAUAUCGAAUGGCUAUCGAUUGAUACUUUAAACGAUUUCAAGUACGUCCAAUCAGAAAUAUUAUCCAUCAAUACCAAUUUACCGGCCAAUUUGACGUAUUCGUUUGAGGAGUUCAUAUUGAAUCAGAAUUUAUUCAACAGAAAUCAAAUGAUAAAUGAAAUUGAAACCUAUCUCAUUUCACUUAACGACAUAACAGUAGACUGUGAACGUUUCGCCACGCUAGCCGUUCUCGUGUCUCACAUUAAAUCGAUCAAUAAAGAUUUUCGAUGUUUUUUUCGGCUACUUGAGUUCUUACGCAACCAAUACAACUUAUAUUACAUUCCUUUCAGGAAUAAUAUGAUAAAAAUACAAUCUUUCAUGCACAAAAUCAAACCUGAAUCGAACGAAAAGUGGUUAACGUCUGAGCAAGCACAACGGCUAAGGGCGGACGAAAGCACACGGAAAGCUCUCGACUCUGUGAAAUGCAAUUUUGUCAUAAGUUUAUAUCAUUAUUGUUUCGAAGCUACGAUAACCAUAAACUACGCGCUAACCGGGUAUCUAACUAACAACAGAGAACAAUAUUAUACCGAAGCCGGGAAUAUGCUUAGCUAUGUCAAACAAAUUGCGAUUGACUUAAUAAAUAAAUCAUGGGAUCUCCCACUAUUUAAAAUGUUGUAUAGCAUUGUCCCUCUAUUGGAGACCUAUUUACAAACGACUCUUGAUGACAACUAUGCCGAAAACCUAAAACGUCUAGUCCAUGUGAUUAUGGCCGAGUUAAACAAGUAUGGUAUUGCAUUCUGUAAACCACCGGAUUAUAACUUCUUGUUAUUUAACAACGUGAAUUUCGACAAGAUUGGUAAAUUAUCGACACAGGUCAACAAGGACAUUAAGACGUCUAUGGACGUUCUUCAAUCGGAUAACAUUAAACAUAAACACACGGGUCUGAAAACUUUGUAUAAAACUGUGGACGAUAGAUCCGCUGAUCUAGCGGUAUAUGAUAAAAUAAUUAAACUUAAAUGGAAAGGUGGAGAAUUUAAUAUUACAAACGUUUACAAGCACAUUACAUCUGCAAUAUUUUAUGAAUCGCGUUAUACGUACAAUGGUUGCAAAACAGAUAAGCCCUCCAAUGAUGAUUGUGCUCAAUUAUAUGAGCAAUUAAAAACAACCUUACAUUCACUUAAAUAUACAUUUCCGAAUAGAUUUACAAAAACUAUAACCGAUAUUCGCGAAUAUUUAAGAAAUGCAUACAAUUCUUGCUGUAAUGAAAUUUAUAUAAACCAUCAGCUGGAAGAAAAAGGCGAUAAUAUAACUAAUGAUUUAUACGUGUUGGGGAUUUCUAUUAAUUUUGAAACAUCAAAAUUGAUCGUUCCAAAACCACCACCAACAGUAAUAAAAAAAUCAGAGUCCAAAUUUUUCACCCGGAAGCGAAGUACAAAGUCGGAGGCACAACCGAAGCAACAGACUGUUCAGAAAUCUAUUUUUAAACAAAGUUUUGACAGAAUAAAUAACGUAUUACAAUUCGUAAGUUCGGUUAGUCAACAAUUCGACAAUAUAAAUACAUUUGAGGAGUAUUCAUCAUCGUACUCAAUUUCAUUAACAUCGGAAACGUAUCUUACAGUCCUUUGGAAUCUUAUCAAUCAUCAAUCAUUGACACCGACUUGAUAGUAAUUCGGAAAAGCUAGUCUCCGAAAAAAUAUAUUUAUAAUAACUAGGGGUUAGAUUUUUAUGAUUUUACAUAUUUGUUUCUAGUCUAUGCAAUUAAAUGGGAGUGAAAUAUCUUCACUAUUCAUGGAUUACAAAAUUCACAGAAAAAUAUGUAUUUUGCAUAAAAAAGCAUAUUUUAAGAGUUACGGAAUAUUCAAUGCGUUGGAAGAUAUUUGAGAAUAUUUUGUAAACAUUUUUAUUUUUGUUAACUACAAAUAUAAUUUUUUCGAAGG
Molecule: messenger RNA, 3030 nt
Organism: Sipha flava (yellow sugarcane aphid)
Lineage: Eukaryota; Metazoa; Arthropoda; Insecta; Hemiptera; Aphididae
Exons: 2
Coding region: 44-2755 (903 amino acids)
Source: RefSeq, a predicted model, not a curated record